Engraulis encrasicolus (European anchovy) is the source of this 3606-nucleotide messenger RNA. RefSeq names its product ceramide synthase 1 (gene cers1). NCBI's taxonomy places the organism in Eukaryota, Metazoa, Chordata, Actinopteri, Clupeiformes, Engraulidae. Gene Ontology annotation, cellular component: membrane. Gene Ontology annotation, biological process: ceramide biosynthetic process. Bases 1373 to 2473 code for a protein of 366 amino acids. The record is from RefSeq and is a predicted model, not a curated record. Gene Ontology annotation, molecular function: sphingosine N-acyltransferase activity. The transcript is spliced from 7 exons.
UAUUCUUGUCAAAUCCCCGUCAGAGCUGUUGCCUAAUGCUUCUGCUGUCUUCCUACUCUUAAGAGGCACUGUGUCUUUAACGGUUUGGUUUUUCCCCAUAAUCUAACAGUUGAAGAAGAUAGCGGACCUAAUUACGUCACGACACCUAGUCUUUUUUCGCAAAGCCUCCGCACUUAACGGCGGUGGUGCGCCUCUCAGACUAGGAGGAAGACGUGUCCGUAAAGGAAGAAACGUUGUGCGGGACAUUAGCCACAAAAUAUAGAAUUCGUCUGCUUCCCCGACAGCAACUGACCCAACGCGGUUUUUCCACGUUUGUCAAGGAAGGCGCAGUAGCGAGUCUCGCACCCUGGACACGUUGGCCAGACUGCACUCCACAAGGCGCGCAUCACUGAGGAUUACAAGACAUAUAUCGAAUCAGCCUGUCUGGAUAGUGGCAAAGAUGUUGCAGGUUUGUAGUUUAUUGGCAAAGGGUCGUUUAUUUUACGAGAUGAAACAAUGAAAAUAGGUUAUAUAAGGCAAAAGACAGAAAGCAGCGGAUAGUGUAUUUGACGUUUCUACCGUUUUGCUGCAUGUGAUAACAGAAUGCAUCAUCAUCAACGCCACCGUUAACAUUAUAGCGUUAUAUCAAUACGAAUGAAUAUACCCAUCGGUAACGUGUGAUCAUUUUUAUAUUCGUUGUUUUCACUGUACCCAUCAGCUGGUAUAUUUCAUAGGAUAUAAGAGAGCUAGCGGUGAAGCUGACAGUUACUGUACGUUAGCGGCAGUACACACUGGAAGCUUAAUAGUUAGCUACCAGCCAACGUUAGCUAGUUAUUACUGGUACCAAUUAACGUGGGCCAUCGUUACUUAGCUCUGGAAAACCGGAUCCUUCGUUUGAUAUGCAUUUAAUUGAGGCGACACCUCUAGCUUGUACAAUUCACUCUACCAUGGCAGUAGAGGGGACAUGGUACUCGUAGCUGGCCAGUUAGCCAGCUUUUAGCUAGCUGACCGCGCCAGACUCUGAAUUGAAUAUCAGUCACAUUUAUCAGUGUAACCAGCUGUCAAAAUCAAGACACUCAGGAGAUCUCAGAUCAUACAUCUGUGGUCCCAUAAUAUGCCAGCUAAAGGUUGUGGGUACAAAGGCAUAGUUACAUUACCUGAGAUAUAUCAUCCCACGUUUUGACAUGGGCAUAUGCCAUAGUCUUUAUAUAGAAACAAAGCAUUAGGCUACUUGAGUGGUUAAGCUGCUUAAAGUUUUUUUUCUCUACGUUAUAAGGUUAGUUAAGUUAGUGGCAGGGCUUUGCUCAAAGAACGCACUGAAUAGUCAGUGAGGUGUUUUUCCCCAUCAUCUGUUUUUUUUUGUACCCGUGCAAGUACUGUAACGAUACGCACAAUGGACACACAUAACGGGGAUGAAAGUAUGGACAGCGCCAUGGCCGUGGAGCCCAUGCCUGGUUAUUUGGACCUCAUCAGUAAAGCAUACACCGUUAUGACCAGUGCCUUGAGGAACUGUGGCGACUGCGGUCUUGAGCUCUCCACAAGGACUCUGCUGGACAAUGCCUACAUUACCUUUACAGAGAUGGGGCUCUUCUUUCUCUGCGCUGUUAUGUGGACGCAGACGCGACGGGGGCUGACCCAUUGCCUAUUCAAGCCGUUUGCACGCUGGUGUUGUCUCCAGCCCAAAGACACUGCCAAGAUGCCGGAGAGCGCGUGGAAGCUGGUCUUCUACACCAUGUCCUGGACCUACAGCACCUAUCUUCUCUUCUUUACCCAGUACACCUUUUUUUACGACCCGCCCUCCGUUUUCUACGACUGGAAGAGUGGCAUGUCGGUGCCCACAGACAUAGCCAUCGCGUACCUGAUCCAGGGCUCCUUCUACGGCCACUCCAUCUACGCCACGGUCUACAUGGACGCCUGGAGGAAGGACUCGGCCGUCAUGGUGGUGCACCACGUCAUCACCCUCGCACUCAUCACCUUCUCCUACGCCUUCCGAUAUCACAACAUUGGUGUGCUGGUGCUCUUCCUGCAUGACAUCAAUGACAUCCAGCUGGAGUUCACCAAGCUCAACGUGUACUUCAAGACACGCGGAGGAGGCUACUACCUGCUCAACGACAUCCUGUCCAACAUGGGCUCCGUCAGCUUCAGCAUCACCUGGUUUUGGUUCCGCCUGUACUGGUUCCCGCUGAAGGCGCUGUAUGCCACCUGCGUGACCAGCCUGGACUCGGUGCCUAACAUCCCCUUCUACUUCUUCUUCAACACCCUGCUAUUCGCCCUGCUCCUCAUGAACAUCUACUGGUUCCUGUUUAUCUUGAUGUUUGUGGCGAAGGUGUUGACUGGUCAGAUGAAGGAAGUGGGGGACCUGAGGGAGUAUGAGGAGGAGGAGGCUUCUCUGCUGGCUGCUAAACUCGCCAAGCAGCGCUCUGAUGCUGGACAUCAGGACAACGGCGAAGGGAAGCAUGUGCAGAACGGCAUCACCAAGGAGAAGCAUCAAUAGAAAACGCCUCUCCAGCACCACCUUGUGGCACAUAGUAGAAUUACAAGUUAGAUGAUUGACAGCGAGUUAUCCUGCUCUCUAUGUCGCUAAUAGGUUGUUUUACGAAACAAAAGAAGAAAAAAAAAGAUGACAACAAAACAUUUAGACAGUGAGAUGUUCUCAGUUACACUAUUCUAUAUUUUUUUCUGUUUGUUUGUUCUUUUCGAUUAUAGCACUGUGAAUGUUUUUUCAGGUGACUUAUGUCUUAUACAUUUACUUUUCAGAGAAAAAAAAACAAAAGUGUAAGUUCUGUGAAGUUCCUCUUGUGUGUAAUGGGUAUUAUACAGACAAAAUGUCUCAUCUCUUUCACCGUACUGAGCCCUCAGUUUCUUAACCUCAGUAUGUGAAGCAGCCCUCAAAUAAAAAAAAAACUAAAACAAAAAAGCAAGGAGGACAUUUAGUAUUCACAGUUAAAAAAAACACACACACUGGUGAAUCAUGCUUCGUCAAGACCCGGAACAUGUUUUCAAAUGGUUUUCCCUUUUUGUUUUAUAGCCAGUGGCUUUUUUUCUCUGUGUGUGUGUAUUGUUUUCUUGUUUAAUUUGAUACUUUUGAUUUUAUUUAAUUCCAGGAGUGACGGCUGUAUAAAGGGAAUCAUUGGUACAUUUGUAUCCUGUCUCAGAAAGAAAAAUGGGACGUCUAGAAGAGAGUGCAUGUUUUAAAACGCGCUGGUUUUCAUUUCCUAAAACGUAAAAAGUAGACAUGCACUGAUAGAAUCCAUAUCAUUGCACAGGUUACUACAGACCAAAAGACUUUUACCCAGCCUGACCUGUUUUUUUUUUCUGACGCGAGCCACAUCUUUGUAGUAUCAGUGUGCUUGAAUGUGUGGGGGGGGAACACAUGAUUUUAAGGGAAUAUGUUUUGUGUUUUUGUUUUUCACUCAUUUUUUUCUGUGUGGAUAAAUAGGGAUUGAUAAAUAAUUGCUUGCAUUCCUGUCUGGGGGGAAAAUGUGGUGCCACAUUUUCAGAUUUUUAGCAUCUGUUGUUGCACUGAUAUGAAAGCAAAGACGCUGACCACUGAUUUUGAUCUGACAUAGCAGGAAUUGAUUUGAAUGGAUUGCGUAAUAUAUAUUCCGAAAAAAAAGAGGAAAUUUG